CUCUACCUCUACCUCCACCUCUCCCUCUCCCUCUCACAUCACGUCUCGAACCAUGAGUUCAAGUUCGGAUCAACCGUCAUCCUCAUCAUCUUCACCACCACCGUCAAAGUCGCAGCCCCUCGCGCUCCCUUCCACGAGCGACGCCAGGGACAAUGGCAGCAACACGACGACAAUCAACAGCGGCACCACCGUCAGCAUGGACGCCAUGGGUCCGGUGGUAGUCAACGUGGACGGAACCAUGUCCAGGAUCAACAACUGGGGGGAAAUGAGCGAAAUUGAGAAACAAAACACUCUGCGCAUCCUCGGCAAGCGCAAUCGAGAACGCCGAGCAGCCUUACUCGCCAAGGAGAAGGCGGAGACUGGGGGCCAAGAAUCGCGAGGACUCGGGAGCACGCGAAAAUCACCAGGCAUAGACGUGACAAUAAAAGGCUGGACUCUGUGCAGUGUGGGGUGAGCUGGGUGAGCUGGAUGGGAUGAACUGGUUAGCUCAUAUUUUGGCAUUUCUGCAUGCACUGCACAGCGUACCUUAUACCCGAGUGUAAAAUGGCAUGCACCUUGGAAUUAUUUGAUGGUAUUGGCCAAU
Molecule: messenger RNA, 583 nt
Organism: Sodiomyces alkalinus F11
Lineage: Eukaryota; Fungi; Ascomycota; Sordariomycetes; Glomerellales; Plectosphaerellaceae
Exons: 1
Coding region: 53-454 (133 amino acids)
Source: RefSeq, a predicted model, not a curated record